UCGAGGCCACGGUCACGACAACAAACUCGCGACGCGACGCACACUAGCGCCAGCACGGCCGUCUGUGAAUGUUGUGACUUCUGUCAAUAAUGCAAAUUACUUAGUGUUAAUUGUGUUUCAAAUAAGAUUUGUGUAGAUUAAGUGCAUUAAUCAUAUCCAAAAUGAAUAUAAAAGCGGCGCUGGCCAUGACCAUGGUCUUUGUUGGGUGUUGUUCCAACGUAGUGUUUUUAGAGAUGGUCGUGAAAGAAGACCCUGGUGCUGGUAAUCUGGCAACCUUCCUGCAGUUCCUGUUUAUAGCAACUGUUGGGUUCUGCACCGUGGGGAAGUUCGGUACCGCCAAAAGGAACAUACCGUUCAAACAGUACCUCAUAUUAGUUGGAUUUUUCUGGACUAGUAGCGUGGCGAACAACUAUGCGUUCGAUUUCAAUAUCUCCAUGCCGCUUCACAUGAUCUUCCGGGCUGGUUCUCUGAUGGCGAACAUGGCUAUGGGCGUAUGGAUCCUCAAGAAGCAGUACCCGUUUUUGAAGUAUCUAGCCAUAUUCAUGAUAUCCGGUGGCAUCGCAGUUUGCACAAUACAAUCGAGCGGAGACGUGAAAGCACCGAGAGAGACACACGAAGAUGCUGCUGAGGAAGAGAGACUGAAAUUCAUCGACUGGUUGUGGUGGUGUCUGGGUAUAGCCAUAUUAACAUUCGCCCUAUUCGUGUCGGCCAGAAUGGGGAUAUUCCAGGAGUCACUGUAUUCCAAAUACGGGAAGCAUCCGUGGGAGGCGUUGUAUUACACGCACUUGAUGCCGCUCGUGUUUUGGCUGCCGACCGCGUCUAAUCUAAUUUCGCAUAUUAGAUUAGCGACAGAGACGCCAUCUAUAGAGUUCCUAGGUCUAGUACUGCCGAGGCAGGUUCUCUGGCUGAUCUUGUAUGUAUCAACGCAGGGUUUGUGCAUUAGUGCAGUAUACGUAUUAACAACUGAGUCCGCUUCCCUGACCGUUACUCUAACGGUUACUCUGAGGAAGUUUGUAUCAUUACUUUUCUCGAUUGUGUACUUUAGAAAUCCCUUCACAUUGGGACACUGGAUCGGGACUUUACUAGUGUUUAUAGGUACAUUGAUAUUCACUGAGUUACUGCAGAAAUUCGUUGCGCUCUUCGUGCCUAAGAGAGACGAGAAGAAGAUUAAAUAAAUGUGAUUCAUCAUCACCAUGUCAGCCGUUCUCUGUCCACUGCUGAACAUAACCCCCAUAGACUGCCAAAGGAACGGGGUCGUUCCUUAUGGUAGUUUACUGUCGAAGGAAUUUUGACAGUAAAUGUCACGAUUGACAGGCAAAUUGGCAACUGCAAUUAGGCUUUGGUGAUGUUUGAAAUGUAAUGUGAUUAUUAUUAGUAAAUUAUAGUACAAUAAUUGCUUAUUUAAUUAGGAUUUUAUAAUUGAACAAAUUAAAAAAAGAAAAAAACUAUUUUUCAAAUGCGUUACAAUUCUUUCGGGAAUCUUGAAUGGUUAAAAAAUGAGUGUCACGUAUUUAAUUGCUGGGAGAUAUGGGUUCUAAUUUUGUAGUUUUCAAUCAUUAUUUAAUAAUAGUAAUAAAAAAAAAAUAAGUGGAAAGUCGCUCAAUUUACUAUAUUAAAUGAUACUUAGAAUUUGUGGUCCAAUUUUUUAUGUCAUCUGCCAUCUCGUGUACCUAUUUGAGUUUAGAGGUUAGGUAUAGAUUGUCUACGUUAACAUGGCACGCUUCUCCAACUUUUUACUUCAAUUUGUGUUACCAUAUACAGACGUGGUGCUCUGUUUUGUUUAAAAGGAAACGUCUUCAGUAGCGAGUAGAAGUAUAUUCCUUGGUCGAAACUUUAUUAAUAUUUUUACUCGUACAUUUUUAAUCCUUUGGAUUUUAGAGAGGUAUGCCUUGUUAACGUAGAAAAUCUAUGCAUUGUAUUUUGUUUUGUUAUCGAGUAUACAUGUUAAGUGAUACUGAAGUAGAUAUUUCUAAGUUUCAUCUGUUUGACAUAUAUAUAUAUAUACUUGAAUCAUAUUUAUCAAUUCCCUUAUUGUUGAUUUUAAUGGCAGCCUAAGUCAAUGACAUUUUAAUAUAACUAGUUAACACUAACUUACAAAUUCUCGUUUUUUUUUUACCUUAAAAACUAUGUAUUAUAAAUAUAUAUAUAAAAAAAAAUACAUAUAUGAAAUUACAAUCGCAGAGUACUCACAAAUUUAUUUGAGAGUCGGCACCACUAUAUAGACGAAACUGUAAAAUGAAUCUAUGCAACCACGUAGAAGUAUCAACACAAUCAAAUAAAUGUAUAUUAAUAGUUUUUUUUUUGUAACUAUGUGUAAUAUAUUAAUGUAAGAAUACCCAGAUUAACUUGCGUGUAUUUUAGUUGAAAAUGUAAUAAAUAAUUUUAGUUUUGUAAUAUCCUAUAAAGGUUCACAAGCGACAUUGUGAUACGCCUACUAAUGAAGUCCAAUUAAUAUCUAAAAAUACUUUUUUGUUUUUAUUUUAAUAUUUAAACAGAUUUUAUUUCCAGUAUAUCAUGUGAACUAUUAGUUAUCAAUCAAUUAAUUCGAUAAAAAAUGAUUUAUCACAAUUCGCGUUAUCUCAGUUUUAUUAAAAUGUCAUUGUAAUAGUGAUUUUCAUAUUUCAGUAUUAGGAUUAUAAUGUUAUAUUAUUCAGAUCAUAUUAUAUAUUUACUUUUGAAUAUAAGAAUGGAAACAAUACAAAAUUUGAAGUUGGAAUUGAAUGGAAAUAAAAAUAAAUUAUUAAUUACAAUUCUCUA
Molecule: messenger RNA, 2757 nt
Organism: Galleria mellonella (greater wax moth)
Lineage: Eukaryota; Metazoa; Arthropoda; Insecta; Lepidoptera; Pyralidae
Gene: Efr
Product: UDP-xylose and UDP-N-acetylglucosamine transporter
Exons: 2
Coding region: 162-1175 (337 amino acids)
Biological process (GO): transmembrane transport
Cellular component (GO): endoplasmic reticulum membrane; Golgi membrane
Molecular function (GO): UDP-N-acetylglucosamine transmembrane transporter activity; UDP-xylose transmembrane transporter activity
Source: RefSeq, a predicted model, not a curated record